This is a messenger RNA of Triticum aestivum (bread wheat), 1369 nucleotides long. RefSeq lists its product as uncharacterized. Lineage: Eukaryota; Viridiplantae; Streptophyta; Magnoliopsida; Poales; Poaceae. The record is from RefSeq and is a predicted model, not a curated record.
CCUCCUCCUCCACCUCCCCCGCACCGUCCCUCCGGCGGCGGCGGAGCCCCGCGCGCCGGCUCGGCCACGAUGCAGCCGGUGCCGGGCGCCGCACCCACCUCCUCCUCCUCGUUCGGCGACGCCCGGCUCAAGCCCCCUUCCCCUCCCCCCCGCCCUUGGCACUCCCACCUCUCCUAACUCCCUCCCCUCGUCUCCCCUCCUCUACGUGCCGCCUCACCCAGCUAACCCCCUCUCCCUCACUCGCCCCUGCCUCGCCGCCCCUUCCGCGGCAUUUCUCGACCACCAUCUGCGCAUCCGUUGAUCGGCGACUGACCCCACCCAGCUCAGCUCAGCACCUCAGUGACAAGCGACUCCAUGGGUGAUUUGGCUUGUGAUUCUGAAAGAGUGCUGAUGGAGGCUCACGGUGCCUCUUCUCUCUGCAAGGAUGACAUGGUUCUGCUGGAGGAGGCACUUCCUCCAGCAGGGCAGACUCCAGGUUCUUGUGUGGAACUCCGUCAUAACCAGGAGGGAACUCAUAAACAAGCAAGGGAUGCUGGUUCUUUGGACAAUGAAGUUGAUAUCUCAGGUUCUCCCAGCUCAGGAAUAAAGAGAGGCAAAGGAGGUGAUGGGAACUCCCGUGCAAUCUCCGAUCACAGUGAACCAAACGCCUCUUCAACUUAUGAGCGCUUGCCGUCCUUUCCGUCGACGUCAAGGCUUCUCGUCUCUGCUAUGAAAGGAGGCCGCGAGAGAAGCGGCGGUGAAGCAUCGCCAACUGGAGCCUGCCGCGUGAAGUGGGCCCCAGAUGUAUACGACCCCCCGGUCACCUCUGUCGACCACACGGUGAAGGGCCACCAACAGCGCUCCAGGUCCAGGAAGAAGGACAAGGGCAAGCAGAAACAGAAGCAGAAGAAGAGGAAGUCGUGCGGGAACGGCAAGAAGAGCGGUGGCCUCCAUGAUGCCGCCCACAACCCGCCUGCUCUCGACGUGCCCGGGCCAUCUUCCCCCGACGAACUAGGCUUAGGCGAAGUGAAGGAGGCUGAGGUGCUGGACUACAGCGCCUUCGACGGUCAAGAGCCCAAGUGCGGAGGCGGCUUCUCACACGAGAUCGCCGCGGCGCGGACGUGUUUCCCCGCCGCCGAGGCGUCAUGAGCGCCGACGGUGGCCCGGGACCCCGGACCCCGGAGGAGGUGUAGAUAGAUACGGUUGGUGUACAUAAAUAAGAGAAAUCCAGGCUGUGUGAGAUGAGAUGAGAUGCCCUUUCUAUAUAAGCUUUUGGCUGUGGCAUCCUUUAUUGGUAAGUAGUGUAGUGUGCUACACGUUGUGUGCUGCUGUUUCGUUUGUAGCCACGGACUGAUGAGAUCUGAAAAUAAUUGAAUCCUCUUUUGAGGGA